Molecule: messenger RNA, 1760 nt
Organism: Danio rerio (zebrafish)
Lineage: Eukaryota; Metazoa; Chordata; Actinopteri; Cypriniformes; Danionidae
Product: zgc:153981
Molecular function (GO): protein serine/threonine phosphatase activity; hydrolase activity; protein tyrosine/serine/threonine phosphatase activity
Source: RefSeq, marked predicted
CGCAGCUCUGAGAUGCUCAGCGGUAUCGGGUAACCGAGCAGCGUCAUAAAGAGCACCUGUUUGUGUGGAUCACGACGUGCCAAACGGGUUAUGUAUGCUGAGCCCCCGGGAAAACAGCAGAAACACAUCUUCACUGGCAUAAUACUCGGAUCUGGGUCAAUUCGGCACAAUGACAGCUCAGAAAAACAAGCACGGUCUCCUGCCUAUUAAAGAGUUGGAGAAUGUUCUGGACACAUGUAAACUUGACCUAACUCCAGUCGACGAGGUCUGGCCAAACCUGUUCAUCGGAAACGUGGCCAUUGCUCAAAAUAGAAAUGCUUUGAAGAAAAUGGGAAUCACUCACGUUUUAAACGCUGCUCAUUCCAAGCAAGGCAGCAUCGGGGACCAGAGUUAUUAUGGCAAUUCAAUUGUAUAUUAUGGCAUCCCAGCAGAGGACUCUUCAUCAUUUGAUCUUAGUGUGUACUUUAAAACAGCUUCUGAUUUCAUCCACAAAGCCUUGAGGAAGAAGAACGGAAAGGUGCUUGUUCACUGCAUCAUGGGAAUGAGUCGAUCUGCAACUCUGGUUCUAGCAUACCUUAUGCUGCGUCAGCGUCUUACCCUGCGCACUGCCAUCCAAACAGUCGUACUGCGACGUGCCAUCUAUCCCAACAGGAACUUUUUGAGCCUUCUCCUGGAUUUGGACAUUCAGCUACAGAGAAAGCGAAUGCUGUGCCCUAUUCUCUGACAGAAAAACACAGAUGCCAUGAGCACACUAAUGCCUGUGCAUUCAUUUUAUAUAACUAGAGGAUGAAGAGUUAGCCAUCGUUGGUAUGUUUACAUUAUUUACGAUAAGUGUACAGUAUAUAGCCUAUAUUGUUUCAUAGUAAAACUGGUGCCUUUGGGGUUUAGUGUAUGUUGCUGUAUAGACCAUCUUUGUACUUUUCCAUAGAUUUACAGGGUUAAUUUUAAUAUUUGCUAUAAUUUAGCUAUAAAACACUUUUUAAUAUUGAAUAAGUGGCUUUGCUUUUAACUGAAACAAUAUUUAACAUUUGUCCUUCUUGCAUUGCCAUUUAAACAGAUUUUUCUGUACAAUGUCUUGUAAAUUUGAGAAUGAUGAUUUUUAUGAAUCUUUAUAUGAUAUAUUCAAGAUGCAGCUUUAUGAACAGCACACAAGUGCCACAUGAUCCUCACAUUUAAAAUGACAUUUAACUAUGGAGUCAGUAUUCAGCACAGUGCACUAAAUUAAGCAGUAUUAAAUGAUUGAAUUGUGGUUUAUUAUUCAGCUACAGAGAAAAGCCUGACUGUGAGCUGUAUGAGCUUUUACGUUGCUUUUGGCAGCCAAAAUUGGAGGAAUCUAUGGGCCAAGCACAACACUCUUCUGUUGACUCAAUCCUAACAGCCUUGUUUAAAUGACUGAGCAGCACUCGUUGAUGUGUUUUUAGUGCACCUUUUUGUUUUAACAGUAGAAUAAUGUUUCAUUCAGCUCAUUGAUUCACAGACGUUCCUUUGUUAUCUUAGAGAACAUUAAUGGAGUGUAAACAGUUUUUCCAAAAGCGCUGUAUAGUUACAACAUUUAAUUGCACAUUUGACUCUUUCAGCUAUGAGCAGGAUGAAUAUUGAAUUUGUUACACUGUUAGUUAUGUCUGAAUUUGUAUGUAUUUCUGAAGUAUAACGACUGAUAUAUGGAUGUUUCAUACAAACAAGGUGCCAAAUAAAGUUAAUAUUCAUCUGUGUUCAUUUAAAUAAAAUAAAUGUGAUAGUGCUUUGGGAUAAGCAUUUAA